AUGGGUGUAACUCAGGCUUUCGAACUCGCUAAAGAUUGCAAAGCCAUCAAGCUUGUUGAUCCACAGAAAGAAGGUCCAUGCGAUAUUGAUGGAUUUGCCGUUUCUUACAUGAAAUUCAAGACCACAGAGGGACGGUUACUGCUCAAGCAACUGAAAAAUAUGGCUAAGGAAGAUGUCUCCAUUGGAAUCCCUGGUCCUGUCCUUCGCCUUGCCCACUGGGAUCAAGAAUCAUGGUCUUUGCCGUCCCCGGUAACGACCAAGGGUCUCGCAUCGGACCUGUCUGCACUGAAUCUGUCUACGGCUCCGAAAUCGUCUUCCGCUUGCUAUGCUUCUUCGAUCAACUCAACGACUACUCAACAGGUAUCAUCGUCAUCGGGCCUGCGCUAUUCGGCACCAGCACUUUCCUCUGCUGCACUAUCACCUCCUUCACAUCCUCCGAUGGAUGUAUAUCACGAACUGAACUCCGCUCGCGAUGUUGUUUGGCCCCUCGUAGCCAACGUCCUGAACAGGAUUUACGACAGAUUUUACAAAAAGUCAGAUUUCAUUCACUAUGAUGGUCCACCGACAACCCAGAAAGCCUUUGCCCAUGAGAGACGGCAGCGGGCCACAAAAAAACAAAUCCUCAAGUUGUCCGAGUAUCUCGGAAUCGCCGAGGCACGACUGUCGCUAAUGGAGGCAAAAUCCAACUUAUCCAACAGCCAGGUCUCUCGAUUUAAAUCGUUUCUCAGCAAAGUCCUGUUUCCCUGCUGGAUUAAAACCCGUGGUGUGGAUCCCCGAGCCUCAAGGGCCAUCGUCAAUGAACUACAAGAGUCUCACGGUUGGAACGCGCAUGUGUGUGCUGGUCAAUUUGACGUUUGUGUCGGCAGGAAGGUACGAGAGAACCCAGGUCUCGUAGUCGUUUCAACCGACAGUGAUCUCAUGUUCGUAGGCGCUGAACGGCUCAUCCGCUUACAUCCGAAAGGGAUACGCUUUUACUGCUACCCUAUUGAGAAUAUUAUUCGUCACUGCGGACUCAAACCACCGGAAGAGUGGGUCGCUGCCGCUGUCGUCAGCCUUAAUGACUAUGACCCAAGUGUGGGUCGGACGUCAUUCAGCACGGCUAUCAAAGAUAUCGCUGCGAUCAGAAAAGACUGGUUUCGCAAGAAAAGCAAGGACCGUUCGGUAGACGGAUAUGUCAAAGAACUCUGCAGAAGGAAAAAUGUUCAUCACGACGACGUCAAGAAGCCAUUGGACAGUUUUGUGAAAUUGGUUGAGACGCCCCUGGACCAAUACACUCAAGGAGAUGACGAGAUUGAUGAAUAUCUAUGUCGAUCCAACUUGCUUCAGGUACUGGCUGAUCACCAAUUCGUACCAUUACACAGCCGUAGGAGCCACUGGUCACAGAAGUCCCGACCAAGCCAAAGACCCUUGACUCUCACGCCAAUUAACUCCAUCCCUGUCCAGCUCUCAGAGACUGAAGGCAACGACAAUGUGGUUGAGAUGCUUGCGCUCCCACAGCUACAAUCAAGGUCGACCACGGCACCUCAUGUGCCUCCACUGGUAGCUCGCAUGGCUUUCUCUGCAGGAACAGUGACAAGAAACGUUGAUAGCAUUGCAGUCAGAAACCAUGCCAAUGGAUUUCAAAGAUACACCACUGGCCACAAAUACCGUCCGAGGGCUUUCACGUCAGCCUUCACAAGUCAGGACAAAAACACGCAGCCUGUAAGCGUGAAAGAUCGGACCAUCGGUCGGCCCGGAUCCACGGCUAGUGUGCUCAUAGAUCACGACGACGACGACGAUCAUGAUACAUUCCCAGACAAUGCAGAUAUCUCGAAUGAUGCCGCAGUGGUGAACCUCCUUGCUCCUCUUGCUGUCUCAGCUGAAGAGAAUACAAUGAACGGAAAUGAGUCUGAAGACAACUCUGACAACAACUCUGACGACAACUCUGACGACAAUUCUGGUAACGGAAGCGAUUACGAGGGGGAUCAACAAGCUGAGGACCAGCCUAUCGAUGCAGAACGUCCCAAGAAAAGGGCAUUCAAGAAGAUUACAUAUACCAAGAGCUCCAGGGAGGCUCGUGAUGCCGAUGUACCACUGAACGAGAACGCUGUUCCCCGCAAGAUCAACCCAACAAACCUGGUGGUCGACGCUGUUGCAUCUUUGCAUCCAAUGCGCGCAAUGAGGCCUGGCCGGAUUGAGUCGUGUCUUAUUCACAGUCUCAAAGAGUCGCUCCCUUGCAUGAAUGACCAGGACCGUAGCCUCUUAUUGGACCAUCUCCUCGAGACCAUGCAGACGAUGGCAAGAGUCCAUACUGAUUUGCUACGCGAGGGCCUUUUGGGUAAACGAGAUUCAUUUUUUCAGCGGCUUUUGAAUCGGUUAAUCAGAUGGGACAGUGACGAUUCCGAUCUCAAGAAGGCUAGUUCACCUGCAUUAAUGGCGUCCGACAAGAUUUUUCAGGAGUAUUUACAGAUCACCUCGCAACGCCAGGCACCACCAUUCCGACUGAAGGAUAGAGACGUCUGUGAAGGCUCCUUCAUGAGCCAGUGUGCGAGAACACUGUCCGAUAUGGUAGGAGGCCACCUCUACAGGUUUUCAUUGGAACUUAAGAAGCGGGCAUUAAUGCACAAUCCCUCCUGGGCCUCUUCUGAGAAUGGGAAGGCCAUUUUGGACCCUAUCGACGAUACGACAGGGCGGUCGCGGGAGCACGAUUGUGUCAGUAUUCAUCUUAUCCUGAAUCUGAUUUUGCCAGCGAAGGCUCAAAUCAAAAUCUUACCAUGCACAGAUUGCAACUACUUGAGAUGGCACUCAUACGCGCCCGGCUACUCUCCCAUGCAUCGUCAAGAAACAAUGUCUUACGAAACGCCUUCCUAA
Molecule: messenger RNA, 2850 nt
Organism: Gamsiella multidivaricata
Lineage: Eukaryota; Fungi; Mortierellomycota; Mortierellomycetes; Mortierellales; Mortierellaceae
Exons: 5
Coding region: 1-2850 (949 amino acids)
Source: RefSeq, a predicted model, not a curated record